AUGCCGGUCUCGCACCUUACCCUCACCGUCUCCCACCUCCCAGCCUCGACAUCUUUCUUCUUGUCCUGCCUCCAGCCACUGGGCUACCAGUUUGUCGGUCGUCACGAGGCCUACAUUGGGUUCGGGCAGAAACAGGGCAAACCCGCGGACUUUUGGAUCACAGAACAGAAACCAGGUUCCCCCGCCAGCGCCAUCCAUGUCGCCUUUCCCGCCCCGUCCAGGGACGCGGUGAGCGCGUUCUUUAUCUGUGCUCUCAAGGCCGGCGGGCAGAUCCACGGCGAGCCAAAGGUCCGCGAUGCGCAGUCCGGAUAUUAUAGUGCUGCCGUUAUUGAUUUUGAUGGGAAUAGUAUUGAGGCUGUUUAUCGACCUGGGGGAGACAACAGAUCUAUAGUCUCCAAGACUAGCAGCAACAGCGAAACCAGCGCGGUAAGGGCGGCAUCGAAGCCACCUACUACUGCCAUACAUGCUUCAUCACAUAUUGUGCGAAACACCACCUCAGACGAUGGUAGCAAAGUGGCUAAGACGAUUGUUGGCACGCUCAUUGGCGCUGCGGCGGGUGCGGCGAUUGCAUAUGCCAUGGUGAGAGGGGACUCGCAGUCUUCCAAAGAAGCCAACAACCCUCCUCCUCCUCAGCAGGAUAGGGAGUAUGCUGCAGUCAUGCCGCCGCCUUCUUCAGCAUCAUCCGAGGAACAGCCAUGUCCAUAUGACAUGCAGCCGAUAUUCCGGGCCCUGGAAGCACCUCCCUCCCGGAGCAUCUAUUCAUCACCCCGGACUCACUCAUCCCACAUCCACAGCACCUCUUCGAAGAACCCACGCGCAAGCACAAUCUAUGACACCAAAGAGCAUUUCCAUCACACAGAUGAUCGCCGUCGCGCCUCCGAGGGAAGCAUAUUUUCCAUUCCCGAAGACGUCCCUCUCCGGGCAAUCGAGUACCCGCCCAGUCAGACCUCGCCGCAGCGCCGGACUUCAUAUCCAUGCAAUACAAGCACUAUUAUCAAGAGCUAUGCUACUGAUAAGCCGCGCCGAGAGGACGAUGGCCAGAGCUCGCGUUCUGCGUCUACGAUCAAAGCCUCUAGCCGCCACGGACGAAGUCAUACCUCUUCCCGAGCUGGGUCAUCGACUUCUGCGAGGACGGCGCGCAAUAUUCCCCUUCCGGAGUCGUCGUGUUCUGUGUGUUCCAGCGCACCUAAAUCAUACGUCUCUGCACGUGCGGUGCCGCUUCCCGAGAGUGUGCUAGAGCUUGAUCUGGAUUCGAUUGUCACGCCGGAUGACUCGAUUAGCCAGGUUGGGAGUAGUGGGCGCAGGCCUUCGAAUGCACAUUCUCGCUCGCAUUCGCGGUCGCGCCAUUCAACGCAUUCCACGACUUCGCAUGCUUCGAAACGGAGUUCUAAGGGCACUUCUCGACAAGAAGGAGGGAGCAAGGCUGCGUCUAGGACGAGUAGUCGGCGAGCUCUUUAG
Molecule: messenger RNA, 1458 nt
Organism: Penicillium riverlandense
Lineage: Eukaryota; Fungi; Ascomycota; Eurotiomycetes; Eurotiales; Aspergillaceae
Product: VOC family protein
Exons: 2
Coding region: 1-1458 (485 amino acids)
Source: RefSeq, a predicted model, not a curated record